AUGGUCCGAAACUGCAAUGAAUGCAUAAAUGCGAGACCUAAUCCUCCUAAGUCAGUACUAACUCCGUGGAAAUGGCCACAAAGACAAUGGACGAGAGUGCAUUGCGAUUUCUUAGGUCCGUACAAAAACAAAACAUUCUUAAUUAUUGUCGAUGCACCCACAAAGUGGCUAGAAGUUUUUCAAGUAAAUUCGAUGACAGCACAAACGGUCAUAACAAGACUGUCUGAGUUAAUUGCACGUUUUGGCAUUCCCAGAACAAUAACAACUGACAAUGCAAAAUGUUUUAACGGCGAUGAAUUCCAGUCAUAUUGCAAGACACUAGGUAUCAGGCACUUGACAGGGGCACCUUUCCACCCAGCCUCAAAUGGAUUUGCCGAAUCUGGAGUAAAAAUAGUUAAGCAAUUUUUUAAUAAAUGUUCAACAUCAUUACACCAUUUGAAUAAAUUUUUAUUGAUGUAUAGAAAUACUGUACACUCAACCACAAAUGAAACGCCAGCAAAACUUAUGUUUGGCCGCUCAACACGUACUAUUUUUGAUUUAUUAAUCCCAAACACAAAUGAAGUAGUUAUUAAUAACCAAAUUACACAAAUAAAAAAUUCAGGAAAAAGAGAUAUUAAUAUAAAAGAGGGUGAUUUGGUAUUAGUUAAGGAUUAUCGAAAUAAAAAUGAAAAUUGGCAAAAAGGAAAAAUAACAGAAAACAUUAGUAAAAACACUCAUAAAAUCAUACUAGACGAGGGUUCUGAAUGGAUAAGACACACUGAUCAGAUAUGGCCACACAACCAAAUAAAUAACUCACUGUCACCUACACCAGCUAGACAAGCAAAUGAAAAUUCUAAAAAUACUGAAACAGUUGGUGAAAAUCAAAAUCCCGAUCCGGCCGAUCCCGUAAUAGUAAAUAAAACACCCAGACCAAUUAGAUCUAGAAAACCGCCUCAGCGAUAUUCUCCAAGUGAUUAUGCUUAG
This is a messenger RNA of Macrosiphum euphorbiae (potato aphid), 963 nucleotides long. The record is from the annotation of a GenBank genome assembly. Lineage: Eukaryota; Metazoa; Arthropoda; Insecta; Hemiptera; Aphididae.